Messenger RNA from Brachypodium distachyon (stiff brome), 1841 nucleotides. RefSeq names its product cyclin-dependent kinase C-2. Gene Ontology annotation, cellular component: cyclin-dependent protein kinase holoenzyme complex; nucleus. Gene Ontology annotation, molecular function: ATP binding; cyclin-dependent protein serine/threonine kinase activity; RNA polymerase II CTD heptapeptide repeat kinase activity. The record is from RefSeq and is a predicted model, not a curated record. Lineage: Eukaryota; Viridiplantae; Streptophyta; Magnoliopsida; Poales; Poaceae. Bases 109 to 1668 code for a protein of 519 amino acids. The transcript has 12 exons. Gene Ontology annotation, biological process: protein phosphorylation; positive regulation of transcription elongation by RNA polymerase II.
GAAGUUCAGAACACCACGGUUCUUUCGGUUCAGGCCCUUUACCACCCCCAAACCCGACCCUCGUCCUCUAAACCCUAGCGCGUUGCAAGGGGAAAAGCUCCGGAAACCAUGGCGGCAGCGGCGCCUGGUCAGCUCAACCUCGACGAACCGCCGGCGUGGGGCUCCCGAAGCGUCGACUGCUUCGAGAAGCUGGAACAGAUCGGGGAGGGCACAUAUGGGCAAGUAUACAUGGCGAAGGAGACGGAGACCAAGGAGAUCGUCGCGCUCAAGAAGAUCCGCAUGGACAACGAGCGCGAGGGCUUCCCUAUCACGGCCAUCCGUGAGAUCAAAAUACUUAAGAAACUGCACCACCAGAACGUCAUCCAGCUCAAGGAGAUCGUCACAUCACCAGGGCCAGACAGAGACGAGCAAGGGAAGCAAAUUGAAAGCAACAUGUACAAAGGGAGCAUUUACAUGGUCUUUGAGUACAUGGACCAUGACUUGACUGGGUUGGCUGAUAAGCCUGGGAUGCGGUUCACCAUUCCGCAAAUUAAGUGCUACAUGAGGCAACUCCUUACGGGCCUUCACUAUUGCCAUAUCAAUCAAGUUCUGCAUCGUGAUAUUAAAGGGUCUAACCUCUUGAUUGACAAUGAGGGUAACUUGAAGCUGGCUGAUUUUGGCCUGGCAAGAUCAUUUUCGAGUGAUCAUAAUGCAAACCUCACUAACCGCGUGAUCACUUUGUGGUACAGACCUCCAGAGUUGCUGCUAGGAAGCACAAAAUAUGGGCCAGCAGUUGACAUGUGGUCUGUGGGUUGCAUUUUUGCAGAGCUUCUCAAUGGAAAGCCAAUACUGCCUGGAAAGAAUGAGCCUGACCAACUGACCAAAAUAUUCGAGCUUUGUGGGACCCCUGAUGAAUUGAUUUGGCCGGGUGUGACAAAAAUGCCGUGGUAUAAUAAUUUGAAGCCUCCCCGCCAAUUGAAGAGGCAUGUGAAAGAUGCUUUUAAACAUUUUGAUUGGCAUGCUCUGGAUCUUCUAGAGAAGAUGUUAACACUGGACCCAUCACAGAGGAUAUCCGCAAAAGAUGCACUUGAUGCUGAGUAUUUCUGGACUGAUCCCCUACCGUGUGAUCCUAAAAGCUUGCCAAAGUAUGAGGCAUCCCACGAAUUCCAGACUAAGAAAAGACGUCAACAGCAGCGGCAAGCUGAUGAAGUAAAGCGCCAAAAACCGCAGCAUCCUCAGCCGCACACCCGUUUGCCCCCAAUCCAGCAUGCAGGUCACCCACAUCCUCAAAUCAGACCAGCUCAACCUACGAACAACCCACAUCCACCAAUGACAUCUGGGUCAAGUCAUCACUAUGGAAAGCCCCGAGGACCAGGAGGGCCAAACAGGUACCCACAGGGUGGGAACCAAGGUGGAGGGUAUCAGAACCGUGGAGGGCAUGGUGGUGGCUAUGGCAGUGGCCCUUACCCUCAACAAGGCCGAGGGCUGCCUCCUUACCCUGGUGGCGGGAUGGGCAGCGCAGGUGGGCCGAGGGGUGCCAGCAGCAGUGGUUAUGGCGUAGGUGCGCCCAAUUAUCCACAAGCUGGUCCUUAUGGCCCUUCUGGUCCAGGCCGAGGACCAAACUUUCCACAGCAAGGUGGUUCUCGCAACCAGCAGCAGUACGGGAAUGGAAACGGAAACUGGCAAUAGUAUGGUACCAUCUCAGCAACAUGUCAUGUAGGAUUUAGUUCAUGAAAAGUUGAAAAUGGUAUAUCGAAUGUUAUGUUUCAAAUUUUACAUAUUUUGCCGGAUUUACCUUUGAAUGGAUUUGGGUUAUGUUGAAUGUUCCAGCAAAAAAACAAUGCAUGUAUGUUUUAAUCGAA